CCACCAAUUCAUUACCGGCCGUCACAGCGACCGCACAUUGCACUCAAUCGAACGCGGAUUUAUUCUUUAAAAUUUUGUGCCUGUGAUUGCGGCUGUCUUCUUUACAGGACCUUAUUUCAGGAUGAAGGGGUUAUUAUUAUGUCUGGCCUUCGCGGCAGCUUGUCUAGCCAUGCCCGUGGCCGAAAAAAAACUUAACGAGUCAGUUCCAGCUGCCCCUGCGGCUGUAGCCGAAAUUCCUAAGCCAGAAGAGCCUAAACCAGAAGCAGUUGCGGCACCUGAAUUAAAAAAACCCGAAGAAAAACCUGAAGAAAUUGCUAAGAGCGCACCAAUCGAGCCUAAGCCAGAAGUCAAGCCAGCAAAGCCUGAUGAAAAGAAGGAAGAAAGUAAACCCGAAGAAAAGGUAGAUGCGAAAAAGGAAGAAGCCCCUGAAGGGAAAGCAGCAAAACCUGAACCAGAGCAACCUGAACCAAGCAAACCUGAAGAACCUAAGCCAGUAGAAAAACCAGAUGAACCUAAAUCUCAGCCCGAAGGAAAGAAGGAAGAGACUAAGCCAGAAGAAAAGAAAGAGGAAAUAAAGCCGGAAGAAAAGAAAGAGGAAGGAAAACCAGAGUCUAAGUCUAAUGAUGAAGCUGGGAAAGUAGCUCCCCCCGUAGAAGCCAUCGAUGUCGUCAGUGCUGUAAAGGCAACUUCCGCUGUAGCUGAUGAAGCUGUCGACCCUGCUGGAAUAGUGCCAGACACAAAUGUGCCAGUCAUAGCAGGCAAGAGCGCCGAUUCGUCUUCUGAAGAAAAGAAGGAGCUACCGAAAAAAGAGGAAGAAAAAAAAGAAGAAAAACAGGAUGACAACAAGGCAGAAAAAAAGCCGGACGCUCCUAUUGCCCAACCAGCUAAACCAGAAGAAAAACCGGCAGAAAAGAAGUCUGUCGAAGCCGCUGCAGUUGAAGACAGUCUCCGAGUAGUUCGCGAUACCGUCGAAGAUCAGAAAGCUGCUGCUAAGGAAGCUGCACCUGAACCGGUUAAAGAAUCUCUCAAGGUAUCUGAGGCUCCUAAAGAACAAAAGCAGCCUGAAGCUCCCAAAGAAGUUAAGGAGCCUGAGGUUCCAAAAGAAAUAAAAGAAACCCUUAAAGAUGCAGCUGCAGCUCCUAAGGAAGUCAAAGAAAUCGAAGUUCCUAAGGAAGUAAAGGAACCUGAACCACCCAAAGAUGUCAAAGUACCCGAAUCUAAAGAAGCGGAAAAACCCAAAGAAAAAGCACAAGAAGCAAAAGUAGUUGAAAUCCCAAAGGAGGUAGCGUCUAAGGACGAGCCAGCUAAGCCAGCUGAGCCAGUAAAGGAGGAAAAACCAGAAGUACCCGCUGCAGAAAAGCCCAAGGAAGACAAAGAAAAGAAACCCGAAUCAAAGCCAGAAGGAAAACCCGAAAAGCCUGUGAAUGACGCGCCUGCCAACAGCUCGGAGGAGAGCAAUGAGAGCACCGAUAAGAAAGAGGACAGCAGCUCCGAGAAAGACUCGUCCGAAGAGAGUGCAGAGAAAAAGGAAUAAGUGAGUGAUUGUAGCACGCUCGGCGGCAGGCGUGUGUCGACGGCGAGACUCUCGACACGCGCCCCCCGCCCCGCGGCCGGGCCCGCGUCAGCCCGCGCGACUGAACUAGUAUAUGUGAUGCGUAUGCCCUGCCUGACUGAGAGUGUGACAACCGUGUGAAUAUUUCCGACUAUUCUCUAGACACUAGGGACUAUUUAAAAUAGCCGAAACGAAAAAUUACGUUGUAAUUAUUUUUCAAAAUAAUUUAUCGAAUUUCCGGUAUUCUUAAGUAAUACA
This is a messenger RNA of Hyposmocoma kahamanoa, 1810 nucleotides long. RefSeq names its product neurofilament heavy polypeptide (gene bnb). The record is from RefSeq and is a predicted model, not a curated record. The transcript has 2 exons. Gene Ontology annotation, molecular function: DNA binding; structural constituent of chromatin. Gene Ontology annotation, biological process: nucleosome assembly. NCBI's taxonomy places the organism in Eukaryota, Metazoa, Arthropoda, Insecta, Lepidoptera, Cosmopterigidae. The coding region runs from base 122 to 1534 and encodes 470 amino acids. Gene Ontology annotation, cellular component: nucleosome.